CCGGUGACAGCUGGGGAGGGACCCGGCGCCGGCAGCGAGGUGCGGCUGCCGGGCGGUGCUUCGCCACCGCUCUGUCCGCAUCGCAGCAGCGGAUCUCCCGGGGAAGGAGCGGGCAGGGGCUUGGCCGAGCCCUGCCGCCGUCGCCGGCCGCGGAGUGGGGUGCUGGCUGGCUGAUAUUUACAUAAUAUCUCUGCUUAAAUGUGACCUCGUCCCUAAUUGGAGGCUUCCUUUCCAUUUUCUAUGGCAACACUACAGAACAGAUCACUCCGGGGGGCUGGAUCAGAGGAGUAUCUGCACACACUGUAAUUUUUCUGUCUUGGUUCCCCAUCAAGACUGGUUCUUUCUAGUGAAUGGAUGAUGUCACUAAUAUUGCUCAGGAAGCCCUCCUUGCUGAUGAAAAGGAGAACAUUCCAGCAGGACUAGGAGCUGUGGUGUGGAAAGUCCCAGAACAAACAUAGCUUGUGACUUAGCUACCAGUGCUGCUCAGUCUUCACGUUUUUCAGUCAAAAUCAAACACAACUGCCUCAGAAACCUGUGGACAAGAGAAAGACCAUGAGAGACUGCUCCCACGAUGGCAGAGAUUUGUAUGGAAGGUUUUGUUGACCACUUCAUGACUCUUAAAUGUUAAAAGCAGAAGGCACUAGCUGGUAGCUCAGUGUGGAGCAAACAUUUUAUUUUAAACUUCAAAAACAAUUAUGUCAAAGAAAAGUCGUGCCAAGGGAGAGAAGCCCGACAUGGAGACUGAAGCCCUGCAAGCUGCUAAUGAGGAGCUGCGAACUAAACUAACCAACAUCCAGAUAGAAUUUCAACAAGAAAAAACCAAGGUGGGUAAACUGAGAGAAAAAAUCCAAGAGGUGAAGCAAGAAAGGGAGCAGGAGCAGCAUAAACACACUGCCUAUGUUUCUGAACUGAAAGCCAAACUCCAUGAGGAGAAAAUGAAGGAACUUCAGAGUGUCAGAGAGCUACUGAUCCGGCAGCAUGAACAGGAGGUGGCAAGAAUGGUGAAAAUCAAAGAUGGUGAAAUUCAGCGUUUGCAGUCAACCGUCAACGUCCUGCGGGACGGGGCAGCUGACAAAGUGAAGACGGCGCUGCUGAGCGAGGCCAAGGAGGAGGCGCGCAAGGCGUUCGACGGCGAGCGAAUGAAGCUGCAACAGGAGAUCUUGGAGCUGAAAUCUGGCAAAAAGCAGCUUGAAGAAGCUCUGAAUAACAUCAUGCAGGCAGAUAAAAUGAAGGCUGCGGACCUGCGCACGGCUUACCAGUCCCACCAGGAUGAGAUCAACAGAAUAAAGCGGGAAUGUGAGAGGGAGAUCCGCAGGCUGAUGGAUGAGAUAAAAGGCAAAGAUAGGGUGAUUCUGGCUCUGGAGAAGGACCUUGGUGUCCAGGCAGGCCAUACACAGAAACUGCUCCUUCAGAAAGAAGCUUUGGAUGAGCAGCUUGUCCAAGUGAAGGAGGCAGAGCGAUACCACAGCAGCCCUAAGAGGGAGCUUCCUGCGGGAGUAGGAGAUAUCAGCGAACUGAUGGGAAGUCCGGAGCAACAUCUGGAUGAACGAGAUGUGCGGAGAUUUCAGUUAAAAAUUGCUGAACUGAAUGCUGUAAUAAGAAAGCUGGAAGACAGAAAUACUCUCCUAGCAGAUGAAAGAAAUGAACUGCUGAAACGUUCUCGGGAGACAGAAAGUCAACUGAAGCCUUUGGUAGAAAAAAAUAAGAGGAUGAGCAAAAAAAAUGAUGAUAUGUUACAAUGUAUUCAGAGAAUGGAAGAGAAAAUAAAAAAUUUAUCAAGGGAAAAUGUGGAACUGAAAGAAAAGUUAUCUGCACAACCGGCGCUGAAGAGGCACACAUCUCUGAAUGAUCUCAGCAGCACACGAGAGGAACAAGAAAUUGAAUUCCUUAGACUGCAAGUCAAAGAACAACAGCAUGUUAUUGAUGAUCUCACAGUGGAAAGAGAACGGUUAUUGCGGUCUAAAAAACAGAGGAGGAAAAGUCUGAAGCCUCCAAAGAGGCAUGUUGUGGAGACAUUUUUUGGAUUUGAUGAAGAAUCUGUUGAUUCGGAAACUUCAUCUGUAACUUCAUACAACACAGAUAAAACAGACAGGACACCAGCAACACCAGAAGAAGAUUUGGAAGAUAGCACGCCUAAAGAAGAAGCUGAACUCAGGUUUUGCCAGCUAACAAGAGAGUAUCAAGCAUUGCAAAGAGCAUAUGCAUUGCUCCAAGAACAAGUUGGUGGAACCCUGGAUGCAGAGAGAGAAGCAAGGACUCGUGAACAACUACAAGCUGAUCUUCUCAGGUGCCAGGCAAAAAUUGAGGACCUGGAGAAAGCUCUAAUGGAGAAAGGACAGGAUUCAAAGUGGGUAGAAGAAAAGCAGCUGUUAAUCAGAACAAAUCAGGAGUUGCUAGAGAAGAUUUACAGAAUGGAACAAGAAGAGCAUCAGCUGAAGAAUGAGAUGCAAGAUGCAAAAGACCAGAAUGAGCUGUUAGAAUUCAGAGUGCUAGAGCUUGAAGAGAGAGAGCGAAGGUCACCAGCCUUUAAUCUUCAUAUAACUACCUUCCCUGAAAACAAUGGAAGUGCACUUCAACUGUUCUGCCAUCAGGAAGGAAUAAAGGACGUGAAUAUAUCUGAACUUAUGAAGAAGCUAGAUAUUCUUGGAGAUAAUGGGAAUUUGAGAAAUGAAGAGCAGGUUGCAAUAAUCCAAGCUGGCACUGUGCUUUCCCUCUGUGAAAAGUGGUUGAAACAGAUAGAGGGGACAGAAGCUGCACUGACACAGAAGAUGUUAGACCUAGAAAAUGAGAAGGACCUGUUCAGUAAACAGAAGGGUUAUUUAGAGGAAGAACUCGACUACAGGAAGCAAGCUCUGGACCAGGCAUACAUGAAAAUCCAGGAGCUGGAAGCCACGCUGUACAAUGCCCUGCAGCAGGAGCCGGGCCGGCGGGCGAGCGAGUCGCUGACGGAGGCGCAGCGGGAGGAUCUGCGGGCGGCGGUGGAGAAGGUGCGGCGGCAGAUCCUGAGGCAGAGCCGCGAGUUUGACAGCCAGAUCCUGCACGAGCGGAUGGAGCUGCUGCAGCAGGCCCAGCAGAGAAUUCGAGAUCUAGAAGAUAAAAUAGAACUUCAAAAGAGGCAACUCAAAGAAAUUGAGGAAAAGCAUUCAUUCUGUGGCCUUGAUGACACAACUGAGCCGAGACGUGUGGCUUUUAAAAGAACCUAUGGAGUGAAAAGCUGAGUCCACGUGCAAAAAUACAGAAAAUGUUUAUUAAGCAGCUUUAAAUUGGUGCAU
Messenger RNA from Catharus ustulatus (Swainson's thrush), 3272 nucleotides. It is a transcript of the gene JAKMIP1, whose product is annotated as janus kinase and microtubule interacting protein 1. The record is from RefSeq and is a predicted model, not a curated record. Lineage: Eukaryota; Metazoa; Chordata; Aves; Passeriformes; Turdidae. Bases 696 to 3218 code for a protein of 840 amino acids. The transcript has 24 exons. Gene Ontology annotation, molecular function: GABA receptor binding; microtubule binding; kinase binding.